Messenger RNA from Suncus etruscus (white-toothed pygmy shrew), 1918 nucleotides. It is a transcript of the gene PTDSS2, whose product is annotated as phosphatidylserine synthase 2. Lineage: Eukaryota; Metazoa; Chordata; Mammalia; Eulipotyphla; Soricidae. The transcript is spliced from 10 exons. The record is from RefSeq and is a predicted model, not a curated record. Bases 30 to 1556 code for a protein of 508 amino acids. Gene Ontology annotation, biological process: phosphatidylserine biosynthetic process. Gene Ontology annotation, molecular function: L-serine-phosphatidylethanolamine phosphatidyltransferase activity.
CCCUGGGCCAGGCAGGGAGGAGUCCUUAUAUGGCUGGGUUCGACCUUGCCUCAGCCCUAGGCAGCCCUCAGGUCAGUGAACCUGGCAGAGCGAGGGGGUCCCUAGCUCCGUGUGGAACACAGGGUACCCCUGGCUCAUGCUGGGACGUUGGGGUGCUCCGAUUCCAUUCUGUGUGGGCGUCUGGCAUUCCAUGGCCCCUUCGUCCCUUUCUCCUGGGUUCUGGUGCCAGUCAUGUGCUCCUGGUACUGGAGCCUUCGUUCUUGGAUGUGGGGCAGUGCUCAGCAAGCUCUGGUGUUCCGUGGGUACCUGUGGGGCUUGGGUGUCAGGGUCCCCAUCCCCUGGCUGUGGCGGGGCAGACGGACAUUCAUGGCUCUUUGUUCUGUCGCAGAGGCAUCGUGGCCAGUAUUCUGGUUUUCUUAUGCUUCGGAGUGACACAAGCUAAGGACGGCCCAUUCUCCAGACCUCACCCAGCCUACUGGCGGUUCUGGCUCUGUGUCAGUGUUGUCUAUGAGCUCUUCCUCAUCUUCAUCCUCUUCCAGACCGUCCAGGAUGGCCGCCAGUUCCUGAAGUACGUGGACCCCAAGCUGGGGGUCCCCCUUCCCGAGCGGGACUAUGGAGGGAAUUGCCUCAUCUACGACGCGGACAACAAGACUGACCCCUUCCACAACGUCUGGGACAAGCUGGAUGGCUUUGUGCCCGCACACUUCAUUGGCUGGUACCUGAAGACGCUGAUGAUCCGCGACUGGUGGAUGUGCAGCAUCGUGAGCGUCAUGUUCGAGUUCCUGGAGUACAGUCUCGAGCACCAGCUGCCCAACUUCAGCGAGUGCUGGUGGGACCACUGGAUCAUGGAUGUGCUGGUCUGCAAUGGGCUGGGCAUCUACUGCGGCAUGAAGACCCUCGAGUGGCUGUCCCUGAAGACGUACAAGUGGCAAGGCCUCUGGAACAUUCCGACCUACAAGGGCAAGAUGAAGCGGAUCGCCUUCCAGUUCACGCCCUACAGCUGGGUUCGCUUCGAGUGGAGGCCGGCCUCCAGCCUGCGCCGCUGGCUGGCCGUGUGCGGCAUCAUCCUGGUGUUCCUGCUGGCAGAGCUGAACACCUUCUACCUGAAGUUCGUGCUGUGGAUGCCCCCUGAGCACUACCUGGUCCUCCUGCGGCUGGUCUUCUUCGUGAAUGUGGGCGGCGUGGCCAUGCGCGAGAUCUAUGACUUCAUGGACGACCCGAAGCAGCAUAAGAAGCUGGGCCAGCAGGCCUGGCUGGUGGCGGCCAUCACGGUCACUGAGCUGCUCAUCGUGGUCAAGUACGACCCGCACACGCUCACGCUGUCCCUGCCCUUCUACAUCUCCCAGUGCUGGAUGCUCGGCUCUGUGCUCGUGCUCACCUGGACUGUGUGGCGCUUCUUCCUACGGGAUAUCACCCUGCGCUACAAGGAGACACGGCGGCAGCAGCAGAAGCAGCAGAGCAGGGCUGAGCAGGACGGCACUGUGGGCAAUGGGCACCAACCAGGCCCCGAGGAGCCCGGGGCAGAGGAGCGGGAAGAGGACACGGCCCCUAAAUGAGCCAUGUGCAGGGACCUGCUGGACUCCACCCCACCACCUUCGUCACUCCUGCCACAGCCCCAAGGUUUCCCUGAACUGGGCCUGGCUAUGCACACACAUGUGAGUGCAACGGCUACACGUGUGUCUGUGUGUGUGUGUGCGCGUGUUCCUGGGCGCUGGUUCCAGAGCUGCCCCAGGUCAGCUGCUCCCCGGACGGCCUCUUUGGACUCAGGCCCCUGUUGUCAGGGCUGAGAGGGCCGAGUAGGGCUAGGUAGUUCCACCCCGGUUCCUUUGUCCUAACCGGCCAGGGGAGGGCUGUGGGGGGCUCUUUGUGGACCCUAAGCUGGAAAGAAUCUCCACGAGCAAAUAGAACAAAUAAAAUC